CCGUGACUCUUGUUCCCUCUUUUUCAGGGAGGUAACAGUGUCCCCCGCUGGCGGUGCAGGCAUCUGCUGCAGGUCCACCUUAUUCGCUGUUUCGAUGGAAGGAUCGUCGGAAGGAGAGUCUGGGAUGACCUCCAUGGGUAUACCGUACCAGAAGAGGAGCCGUUACGAAAGCGACCAUCAUGGAGGAGGCUGACCUGCUGAAGGAGAGGCUCCAGGCGAUAACGGACAAAAGAAGAAUCCAGGAGAACAUCGCAAAGAAACGGAGACAGAUUGAAGAGGAGAAAUUAAAACUCCAGUACAUUAAGAAGAAAGCCCUGAGGGAGCAGUGGCUGAUGGAUGGUCUGAGUCAGCAGUCGGAGGAGGAACAGGAAGCCAUGAGGCUUCAGGCUCAGGACGUACAGCAGCAGAGUGAUGAGCUGCAGAGCAACAUCCUCAGAAUAGAAAAGGAGAUUGAGGCCUUGGAAACACAGGAGCUCGUCAUCUCCGCCAACGAAGAAGUUGUUCUGAAACAGUUGAAAGAGGUGGAGAAGACGGCUGAGGACAUCAUCAAGGAGCUAAACGCAGAGUUCCAGCCAGAUGUGACACAUCAUGACCCCUUGUCACUCCCAGAUAUCCCAUCAUGCAUCCUGCUGACACCAAAAAAACCUCCUACACAUGAGCUUGCUAGUGAAGCACCAAAGAAAGCUACAUUUGCGAUGGAGAUCAGUGUGGAGCACGAUAAAAGAACAGGCAAAAGUCAGGUGGUCUCUACAGCAACCGUCACCCCAGAAACCAUCCAGGAGAGGGGGUUAAAGGUGUACGAUGAUGGGCACAAGUCUGUAUAUGCACUGCACCCAGAAGGGGGGAAAAUGCCCAGUGGAGCAGUUGGAGAGAUGACGCCCACGGAGGUAGAGGAGCUGUUGCAUCAGGCCACAGAUAUGAACGUGCCCACUGAGGUGCAGUACCAUCAGCCUGUCUACUCUGUACCGUAUACGGGGAGCAGCAGGCCUUCAACACCCAGGACACCAAAUAAAACGCAGCGACAAACCCCCACACCCAGCUCCAGCCCCUUUCAGAGCUCAGUCCCAUCGAGAAAUGAAGCUCAGAUCCUUGGGGAGGAAAACCAGCUCAGCCAAGACCUGGACGGAUGGAAAACCCCGAGCCAAACACCCAGCCCCAGCCUCAUCCAACAAGACUACACAUCAACGGUGCAGAGACUGCGAGAAGAAACCAAGAUGCCCUACUUCCACAUUCCAGGACAGUCCAAAGCUGAGAGGCAUUUCAUUUCACAGCCUCACUUUGCUGUUAAAACUCCACUAAGACUCACCAACAGCAAGACUGAUGUGAGCAGUCCAAGCUCAGCAGCUCUUGUCUCGGUGAAAGCCAGAUCUGAAGGAAUGCCAGAACCCAUUCAGCCUGUCUACAGGGGUACAGAUAGCUGUAGUCCUUCGCUAGCCAGCCACAAGUCCGUAGUUGAUCCUGAUGCCUUGAUAGAGAGCUUGGGUGAUUUUAACAGACAUUCACCCUUCAGUGCAGAGAGUGUCGCCACUCUGAACCUCGUCAACGCCCUGCCAGAGGAGCUAGAAUCAGAAAGUGUCACCAUGAUCUUCAUGGGCUAUGAAAAUGCCGAGGACGAGGAUGAAGAAGACAUCCAAGCUGAGCUAGUGAUCGUAGGCUGCAGCGAUGAUGAUAAUGAUGAUGAUGAUAAUGAUGACGAGGCCCAGCAUGGUAGAUAUGAAAGAGAGCAACUGUCAUACCAUCCAGAGGGGUACAAGAGCAAAGUCUUUCAACCCAAGAUGGGUAUAGCCAAGGUUACAGGCUGCAGAGACAUUAUCGAAGACACCCACACAAACCAGGACGACUUCAGGCUCCACAAGCCAACAUUCAUCCACAAGACUAGAAAGCACAGUCACUACCUGCAGGGACAGCGGGGGGAUGAGUCUGCAAACACAGGCAGCAUAAACAUGGAGAUGAAGCUCUGUGCAACAGGAAGAUAAGAUGGAACUUUACCACCUCCUGAGAAACUGGGUCUUGAAAAGGAAAUGUAAGGAUAGGUGAUUUAUUAAGUGAUUCUUUUCUUGUUCUGCCAUGGCUCAUAGGUUUGAACAUACAAUAGCUGUGUGUAGAUGUGUAACAUGCUGCCAGUCCAACAUAACGUGCUUCUCAGCUGUUCUCCAGAUGUUUUUCUUAUGCAACAGGAAGGUGACGACUGGUUCCUCUCGUUACAUUUACUGCAGAGAGCCUCGCCUUGCCACAUCUGUGCUUUGUCCUGAUUGAGAACUUGAAUUAUCGCCUGUAUCGCCUAUUGCAGUUGUAUGACUCCGCCCACCAGUCCACCCUGUGGUUGUUUGACUCCGCCCACCAGUCCACCCUGUGGUUGUUUGACUCCGCCCACCAGUCCAGUGUCUCUGACGUUAAAACAUGAUGAUGUCACAGUCAAGCUGACCUUUGACCUUUUGACCUUCAUUAUUUUAUCCUGUUAGACAUUUGUGUCAAGUUUGGUGAUGAUUGGCUCAUGAAGUCUUGAGUAAUGUCCAAAAACACGUCUUGUGAGGUCAGGGUGACCUUUGACCUUUGACCACCAAAUUCUAAACAGUUCAUUCUUCAGUCCAAGUGGACGUCUGUGUCGAAUUUGAAGAGCCCUCUCACCAGACAGUCAUGUCAACAUCGACAGAGAGAAAGUCAAAGCCUGACCAGAGCAGUUUGAAAUAUUUGUUUCACUGUUUGAGAUAAUAAACUUUAUCAGUGGUUUAUCGGCUGUGCAGAGAAAAUGUAUAAAUGAUAAAUAAGGACUUUAUUUAACUUUGCAGUGUUGGUGCAAGCAAUGGUGGUUUAUGCAGUAUGUGGCCCAGUGAAUAUGUGCAGUCAUGUUUCUCCUGCUGGCCCCGCCCUCUAGUUCCUGUUGGCUGACAGACUAUUUGAAUCGCUUUUCUCAGCUUGAGGAAAGUUUUACAAAUAUAAAAUCACCAUGGCUCAGAACUUCAGACUACAGAGUUCCGUAGUUGACCUUGUUUGCAGUUCAAGGUGUCCUGUUAAGUUUCACAGACGUCUCUCCUGUGAUGGUGCUCUGUGGGGGGAUUUUUACGCUGCGACAUCGCGAGUGACCACUAGGGGAAAAAAUCCCUGAGGGCCUGAGCUUUGGCUUAAUGAUCUGUUGUGUUCUCAACCUGGUCAUUAACUAGCUGCUUUAUUGCUUUAACCUCUCUAACUCCGCCAGGACGCUGACGUCCUCGCUCCCUCCUCUGUUAAAUGGUAUCUCCCAGGCGCACUACAUCAUCAAACCAUGUGAUGUUUGGUAUUGUUGGAUUCACAAAGCUCUCGACUUUUCAAACAUAACAUCGUUUUUCUUUUAUUUAUUAUGUAUUUCGCACCAGAGCAGCCUAAACACACAAAGUCCAAAAUCGAGAUGAGUGGUGACAAGUCAUGUCAUGCCGUUUUUCAACAGGAAAAGUUAAAGGAUUACUCGCGAUCUUAUGUGGAGCUGUUAGCGGGGACUUAGCUGUUUUAUAAAAGGUAAGAGUCUCACUCCUACCACUAUUUUUGGCUGAGAUAUACCGUCUAGAAAGUGGGAUCAUAACUUUCACGUUUCAUAUGGCUUUAUUUGGUGAUAUUUUAUGGUGUUUCUGUGUCAUAAACAACAUCAGCUAUCAUAAUCACACCUGAUUUCAAUAAGGUACAAUGUUUGAAGCUGGCUGAGUGUUGUUUGAUCACUGAUAGUACUGUUUUGAAGCAGAGUGACCGACUUGUCAUUUGGAGCUCCGCCUGGAUCUUUUCAUGGUAAAAACACUGUAGAAUGGUCAUACUUUGAGCAGUCUUCUUCAAAUUUGAAACAAGUGUUCAUUGAUAGUGUGCCUACAGCCCCACAGUGUCAUUUACCUGCUCAGAUGAAGCCACAGACAGUUAUUCAUCCUGAAACACAUUUUUUAUUUUAUUUUAGGCAAAAUCUUCAACUUUUUACUGACUUCAGAGGCCCAUUACUCUGUCUCUGUAUCACCUAGAGUGUUUCUGACACUUUCACAAGAAACUUCAGGGAGUUUUCUUUCUGGCAAGAACUCAUGAAUGCAUGUAGUCAGAGCAGUUCAGAAGCUACAGUCAUUUAAAUUUGGGUAUGUCAUUUUAGGCGUUUUCGCUACAAAAAUGGGGGUGGAGUACAUUAAAGGUGCAGUCAACAGUCUAAUCCAAAACAUGUUGUCAAAUUCAGCAAAUACCUCCUCAUGGCCCGCUAGCUGUCUGUUCUGUGUGCACGCUGAGAAAAAAAAAAAGCAUUCAAUGUAUUACUCAGCUCUGGCUGUGUAAAUGGGGAACAAACAACAACACUUUGCUGCCUUAUCUCCCUCUUCCACGUUCUCGCCCAAGAGGAUGGAGUUACACCACGAUACAUAACACUGGAGCUUCUGAGGGAGCACGCAUGGGAACUUUGUUUGGUUGUUAACUCAGAUAUUAAUAUUUCUGCAGAAUCGCUUUAGUUCAUGAGAGAGACACCUGUUAGAGACACGUAGAUCCUCCUAAUGCACACUUAAUCAGACCUGAUGGCUUAUUACUGUGGUCAGAGAGUAACCCGUGGCCUCCUCACGGCAAACCUUGUAGUUAAAUCUGUGAUCAUUAAGGCCUUGUGUCCACCUGAGUGUGUUUACCCAGCUACUAAAGGCCAGACGCUCCUCAGGAAACGCCCAGCUGGGAGCACUGCAGAGCGCUUUGGAGGUGCGGCGCUUUUUCAGCUGAGACGCGUUGCGUCUCGUUGCUAUGAUACGGAGCGUGUUGGCACAAGGCAGAGUACAUGCUUUGGGUGAGGGGAGGGCUGAAGCAUGCUGAGUGAGAGGACGCACUCACCAGUCUGUGUGAAUUCAUGAGAGGAGAUGCAUACUAACAGAUUUCUCCUCCGUUGUUGUUGUUCAGCAUUCGUGUGAUUGAACAGCUGAAGUGGCAGUGACGAGCGCCGUGUUUUUUACUCCAAGUUGAAUAUUUUUCAGCUCUCAGCACUCCAGAAAAAAAAAAAAGUGCCCAGCAGGCAGCCGUCAGUGCCUGGCGCCGACUCAUCAGGCCUGUAAUUUUAAGUGUUAAAAUGUUAAAUUGAUUUUGAUGCGACUGCGGCACUUUACCAGAGAAAGUUAGGCUGCAGGAAGAUAUAAAUCAGUGGAAGGCAAACCAAACAUCAUAUUUAUUGAUGCCAUGUUAUUGAGUUACACAAUGUGGCCAAAAGUAUGUGGACAUUAAUUUUAACACUUUAUUUAUAGAGAUACUAGACAUCAUCACACGUUGUCGUCACACGUUGCAGUUAUGUCCUAAAAAGUAAAGGAUACUGGAGACUAACAACAAACACGCCGGCUCUGGACACACACUCAAAUGGAGCGGAGCCUGUGUUGCCUUCAGGCGUUGUCACAUAAAUAACAAAUUUCAGCACUUGAAUAGGCCAUAGCACAAACAGCAGCAUGUCAUAUUGGCCGAACCCGAGCCAAAUUUUUGAUUUGUUAUCCGAACCCAGCCCGACCCGUCCCACCAGCGGACAGAGAGUGUGCGUGGGAAAGUAUGUCGCGUCAACCACCUGAAAAGCAGGAAAAAGUAUCUGUGUUUUUUAAACGUUCCCAGGGUGGUGACGAAGAAAUGAACAUCAUGAUUCAUUUCAGUGAUUGUGUCGUUUGUCAUAUUGACCCCCAACAGAGAAUCCAGGCAGGACAAUGGAGAGAUAGUUGGAAAGUUAGCGAACCUUUUCUGCACAUAGUCCCUGAUUUAUAAAUACUGAGAAAAAUGAACGCUGGUGAGUCCAAGCUGAACUUUUAUGAACAUACAGAGUGAACAGAGAGAAUCAGUUUGUGCUUCAGCGUGUCAGUGCCCCUGCCAGCUUCACAGAGGAAGUGUUUCCCAGUUUGGUGCAAAACAACGUGACUGUCCCGCGCAGAGCUCUGACCUCAAUCCCAUCCGACACCUUUGGGAUGAGCUGGAGCGCCAGCUGUGAGCCGGGCCUUAUCACUCAGCAGCAGCAGUGGACCUCACUGUUGCUCUUUUUUAUGAAUGAGUGAACGUCCCUGAAGCCAGCUUCCAGAAUGUGGCGGGAAGCCUGAAACCAGAAGAAUGAUUGAAGCACGUUAACGCCCACUGCGCCAGAAUCACAUGAGGGAUGUUCAGGUGCUCUCACAGAACUUUGUUAUUGAGUGUAAAAAGUAAAUCAGUCAUUUAGCAUUAAUGAAGCCAUGUGAAUGGGUUCCUUUCAUUCAAAUCAAAGUGUGGAUCAUGCUGCAGUAAACAAGACCUGCUUUUUUCUGAAUUUCUAAUUUAACUUUGUCGACUAACGGGCCUGUGUGCUGUUAUUUUCUCUACCAUUAAAAAUAUUCCUCCAUUAACUAACGGUGACGGUGUUGUUUUUGGAAGUGAUCCCUGACUCUUAAUUUGACCAUCUUCCCUUCAUGUUAAUACAACUAACUGCUGUUAUUUAAAGUGAGGUCAUCAGUGUCAAUAAAUAAAUAACAAAUACAAAAUAAAUUAUAGUAUAUUCAUGCAACAUACGCCAAUAGUUAUUAGUAUCAGGAUACAAAACACUAGAUCCCAGACUGGUUCCUUACUCUUAAUUCUGUAACUUAUUAAGCACAGCCUUGUCUGAGCCGUCUUUAUCAUGGUGUUCGUCCAUUCUUUAA
Epinephelus moara (kelp grouper) is the source of this 6608-nucleotide messenger RNA. RefSeq names its product palmdelphin-like. The coding region runs from base 180 to 1976 and encodes 598 amino acids. The transcript is spliced from 9 exons. Gene Ontology annotation, biological process: regulation of cell shape. The record is from RefSeq and is a predicted model, not a curated record. NCBI's taxonomy places the organism in Eukaryota, Metazoa, Chordata, Actinopteri, Perciformes, Serranidae. Gene Ontology annotation, cellular component: cytoplasm; membrane.